ACGACAUUGGUAAAAGAAGUGUUUUUUUUCUAGCAUCGGAUAUUUUUCUAUCAUGGAGGAGCCUAAAGAAGAAACGAUACCGGAGGUAAAAUUGCUCUUACAAGAUGCAGCAAGCAACACGGAGUUUGUUUGGGUCGACACCGAGUCCCAAAAGGAACACCCUGCUGUCGACGAGCCGCAAUCUAGUUUUUCCCUGGCCCCGGGCGUUAAACUGGAUAAGGACAUCGUCUUCGAGAAGAAGCCAGUAGACCCUGGCCAAGUUAACAUAGUGGCCCGCGGAAUAUUGGCCAUUCAGCAAGUCACCACCAACAUUUUUGCGGCGAAUCAGAGAAACCAUGGGCUUGUUACAACCAUGGUCUUUCUAUGCGGAUACUUCAUCUAUUUCGGCUUCGCCAUGAACUUCAGAUUCGGAGAUGAAGGUUCCAUCCGUCUAUUAGUGUGUACUAUCAUAGGCAUAUUGAUGAUGAUCUACACCCACUUUGGAGCGCUGUUUUUAAAACCUCUGACCACCCAAAUGCAUGAGAUCAGGUACAAUGAGGACAAGGCGGCGCAGAGGAAAAAAAUUAAAUGGGCAUUGUACAUCGUCAGCACGGUUGUCACUGUUACCCUCAUCAUAGUGUUGGUAGCGCUCAAAAGCCCGAGAAAUCUCCUGUCCCUAGGGGGCCUGGCGAUGUUUGUGAUUCUGGGUUUCCUGACGUCCUACAGCCCUGCGUUGAUCAACUGGCACCCGAUUUACUGGGGCUUCACCGUACAGUUCUACUUCGCCGUGUUAAUCCUCAAGACCAAGGUGGGUUACAACAUCUUUCUAUGGCUGGGGGAUCGGGUCACAGAGUUCCUCGCCCACAGCGAUGCCGGCGCCAAGUUUGUCUUCGGGGACUACGGGAAGAUUGUGCCGUUUGUUGGGGAGCCGAUUGAGUUUUUAGACUCUUUUAGGAUUCAUUUAUUCGCAUUCACCAUUAUGCCCGUGAUCACGUUCUUUAGCACCGUGAUAUCUGUGCUCUACUAUCUGGGUGUCAUGCAGAAAAUCGUCCUGGUCAUUGGACGAUUCCUGGCUUUCUGUCUGGGUACCACCCCAGCCGAGUCCUUGAAUGCUGCCGGGAAUAUUUUCGUCUCAAUGACUGAGUCUCCCCUGAUGAUCCGUCCCUACAUUGGUACCAUGACAAGUUCUGAGCUGCACGCCGUCAUGGUUGGAGGAUUCGCUACAAUCGCUGGGAGUGUUCUGGGGGCGUACAUAGGAUUUGGGGUUGACGCUGACCAUCUGUUGUCAGCCUCCGUCAUGUCAGCACCUGCCGCCCUAGCCAUAUCAAAGCUGACCUACCCUGAAAUCGAAAUCCCUAUAGUCACAGACGCAGAUUAUUUAAAAUUAGAAGGAUCCAAAGAGUCAAAUGUGAUCGAAGCAGCGUGUUCUGGUGCCAUUAUGUCCACUGGAAUCAUCGCCUGCGUCAUGGUCAAUGUCAUGGCCUUCUUGUCAUUGCUCAACUUUGUCAACGCCACCCUCAACUGGCUGGGGACACGUGUGGGCGUGGCCAAUCUGUCAUUCGAGCUUCUUUGCUCCUACGUAAUGUUCCCCGUGGCCCUGUUUAUGGGUACCGAGCUCCAGGACUGCAUGCAGGUCGCGGAGCUGGUUGGCAUCAAAACAUUCACCAACGAGUUCAUCGCCUUUCAAAAACUCGCAGUCUACAUUGGGAACCGAGAGACGUAUAUUGACCAUAUCAAGCAUUAUCCCGACGAUCCUGUCGUUGUGGUAGGGCGCGACUAUUAUCUCGGUGGUCUCAACGGCACUCGGAUAGAUGGCGGUUUUAUCUCUCACCGUUCUGAGACCAUCGCUACCUACGCCCUGUGUGGGUUCUCCAACGUCGGCUCCAUGGGGAUCCUCCUGGGAAGUCUGUCGGCCAUGGCACCCGCUCGCAAGGCAACGAUGUCGAGACUGAUCUUCAGGGCCAUGGUGGCUGGGAACGUCGCUUGUUUCGUCACCGCCUGUAUUGCUGGUUUGGUUUUCGAUCAAGAGGACGAUAAAAUACUGAACAGAGGCCGUCGUUGAAGUUCUAUUUUUGGAUAAUUUAAACAAUUUAACUAAAGUCUCUUCUAGUGUUCAAUCCUCCUAGUGUAUAUGUGUGAAUUGUUUUUGUUGAAACUUUUUAAAGAAAACAAAAAGCGUUC
This is a messenger RNA of Physella acuta, 2160 nucleotides long. Its product is annotated as solute carrier family 28 member 3. Gene Ontology annotation, cellular component: plasma membrane. Gene Ontology annotation, biological process: nucleoside transmembrane transport. The record is from RefSeq and is a predicted model, not a curated record. Lineage: Eukaryota; Metazoa; Mollusca; Gastropoda; Physidae. Gene Ontology annotation, molecular function: nucleoside:sodium symporter activity.